GUGCGCAUGUGUGGAACUUCACACGUGUGGUGAACGUCUGAACUGGCUGCAUGCAACAGAGCUUAGAGAGUUACUAACGCCACAAAAACAUAUCAAAUACAGGAAACAAAAUCUAGUUUCUUGUUGCCCUUACUAACCUAGUUGAAAGACAAUAGUCCUCCGUGAAGCAUUUCGCCGAGAGGGCCGGAAUACCAGAAAAACAACUUUACAAUGACUGAACCUCAGGUUAACCCAAAGGCCUACCCGCUGGCCGACUCCACGCUGUCCAAGACCAUCCUGGACCUGGUGCAGCAAGCCUCCAACUACAAGCAGCUCAGGAAGGGGGCUAAUGAAGCCACUAAAACCCUGAACAGAGGCAUCUCUGAGUUCAUUGUGAUGGCUGCUGAUGCCGAACCACUGGAGAUCAUCCUCCACCUGCCGCUGCUCUGUGAGGACAAGAACGUCCCGUACGUGUUUGUCCGCUCCAAGCAGGCCCUUGGCCGGGCCUGCGGGGUGUCUCGCCCCGUCAUCGCUACCUCAGUCACCAUAAAGGAGGGGUCUCAGCUCAAACCGCAGAUUCAGUCUCUUCAAUUGGCUAUUGAGCGACUGCUCGUCUGAUUUUUGUUGCACUGUUGUGACAAAGUCUUCUUGAAAGAGGGGGAAGACAAAUUCCAGAUUGAAAAUAACCUUCUGUUUGAU
Molecule: messenger RNA, 678 nt
Organism: Sebastes umbrosus (honeycomb rockfish)
Lineage: Eukaryota; Metazoa; Chordata; Actinopteri; Perciformes; Sebastidae
Gene: snu13b
Product: SNU13 homolog, small nuclear ribonucleoprotein b (U4/U6.U5)
Exons: 3
Coding region: 211-597 (128 amino acids)
Biological process (GO): maturation of SSU-rRNA; ribosome biogenesis; mRNA splicing, via spliceosome
Cellular component (GO): box C/D methylation guide snoRNP complex; precatalytic spliceosome; nucleolus
Molecular function (GO): RNA binding
Source: RefSeq, a predicted model, not a curated record